This is a messenger RNA of Staurois parvus, 1059 nucleotides long. The record is from the annotation of a GenBank genome assembly. Lineage: Eukaryota; Metazoa; Chordata; Amphibia; Anura; Ranidae.
AUGGAAGAGGAUUUCUUUGAAACAGCUGUAACUGUCUCCAACUUCAACGUCAGCGCAAAGUGUAAGAUAAACAAGAACUUUACUUUCCUUUACUUGUCGUCGGUCUACAUUGUGGUGUUUAUCGUUGGCUCAUUGGGGAAUGUAUUUGGCCUGUGGAAUCUAUGCGGGAACUGGAAGAAGUGGACAUCCCUGAAUGUUUUUGUGUUUAACUUGGGUAUUGCUGAUCUCCUCUAUGUGUUCACUUUACCAUUUUUUGUGUCCUAUUAUUUCAAUGAAGGCGUUUGGAUAUUUGGCUAUGACUUCUGCCGGCUGGCUCGCCUCCUCUUUCACAUUAACAUGUACGCCAGUAUCAGCUUCCUCACCUGCAUCAGCAUCCAACGCUACUUAGGAAUUGUCCACCCCAUGAAAAUGAUGGGGCGACUCCACAGCUUACGGCCAUCAUUUUACAUCAGCAUCCUUGUCUGGAUUCUGGUAAUAAUUCAGAUCUUGCCUCAUCUUUACUUUACAAAUGCCAUGAAAAAUGCCACCUAUUGCCAUGACUCCACCAUUAAUGAUCAUGUGGAAUCGUAUGCACCAUACACAUUCACAAUUACGGUCACUGGAUUUUUGAUACCGUUUCUCAUAAUUGUAGCAUGUUACACCCGCAUCCUCACCGUCCUGACAAAGAACACCAAUGUGGAUACAAACCUGAAAAGUAGAAGCAUCAAAUUGGUUUUCAUCAUCCUGGUCUUGUUUGCGGUCUGCUUUUUCCCAUAUUACAUCUUCCGGAAUAUCAAUCUGCUUUCCAGGGUGUGGCAGCUAAAAGGAGGCUGCACGCAGACCCUGAGGAACCUCUAUAUCUCCUACCAGGUCACCAGGGGCCUGGCCUGCAUGAAUAGCGCCAUUAACCCUCUGCUGUACCUUGUGACCAAUGAAAACUUUGUAUCUAGGUUCCGCCAGAUGCAGAAAAAAGCCUGGCACACAUUUGUGUAUCUGGGCAGACAGAAUUCCAUCCCUGAGAUCAAAAUGCUAAAUAUGAAACAAACCAAUGAACAGAAUGACUUCUUUGAGGAAUUAUAA